CUUGAAUAAAACCACGUACCACGUGAGUACACGCGGUUGGAGCGGUUGGUUAGAGCUUGGAUUUAACUUUUUUUUUAAUGCAAUAUUUGCAAUAUUACGUCUUAAUUUGUUAUUACAUUACUAUAACCAAAGUUCUCACUGGUUAAAUAUAUUCGUUUUGUAAAAUACAUAACAGAAAAAUGGUAACUACUGAUUUAAAAGAGUUGGCAAUAGAAUUGUUUGACAUUGGAGCUAUCAAAUAUGGUAAUUUUACAACAAAAGUAGGAUUGUCAACUCCAGUGUAUAUUGACCUUCGUGUCAUUAUAUCUUAUCCUAAUUUACUGCUUAAUAUUUCCAAAUCACUAUGGGGUCUACUUGAUCAAACAGAUUUUACUCAUAUUUGCGGUGUACCUUAUACUGCUUUGCCUAUUGCGACAGCAAUUUCUUUGGACUCCAAAAUACCAAUGGUAAUGAGAAGAAAAGAGUCAAAGUCCUAUGGAACAAAAAAAUUGGUAGAGGGAAUUUUCCAGAUGGGUGAUACACCAUUGAUAGUAGAAGAUAUUAUUACAAGUGGAAGUAGUAUAUUGGAAGUGGUCAAAGAUUUAAAAAAUGAAGGUUUAAAUGUUACCACAGCGUUGGUGGUUUUAGACCGAGAACAAGGAGGUAGAAAGAAUUUAGAAACUGCAGGAUUAACAGUAAAAAAUCUAUUUACUAUUACUCAAUUGAUGGAUUAUUUGCUUGAUGCAGGAAAAUUACCCAAAGAGUCAGUGGAAAUAGUUAAGAAGUAUAUAAAAACUAUUCAAGCACCUUUGAAACUAAAUAAUGACAAUAACCGGUUAAAAAUGAAUCUGAUCGAUAGAUCAAACCAAGCUAAAAAUCCUAUAGCAUUAAAAUUAUUUAGAUUGAUGUGUGAGAAACAAAGCACUUUGUGUUUAGCAGCUGACUAUACAAAAUCUCAAGACAUUAUUGAUCUUGCAGAUAUAGCAGGUCCACAUAUUGCUGCUUUAAAAAUACAUGUAGAUAUAAUUGAAGAUUUUUCUAAGGAUUUUGUCAAUAAAAUAAAACAUCUAGCAAACAAAUACAAUUUCUUAAUAAUGGAAGAUAGAAAGUUUGCUGAUAUAGGUCAAGUAGUUUCUUAUCAAUACAGAAAAGGUAUCUAUAAUAUUGCUGAAUGGGCAGAUAUAAUCACUAUACAUCCAGUGUCUGGAAAAGGUAUUGUUCAAGGAAUCAAAGAUGGGCUUCAAGGUUUAUCUAGUGAUAGAGGAAUUUUUGUAGUAGCACAAAUGUCUUCAGAAGGAGCUCUAACUACUGGAGAUUAUAUUACUUCUACAGUUUCAGAUUUCAAAGAUUUUGAUUUAAUUGCAGGAUUUGUAUGCCAGAAAAAUAUUUUCACAGAUCCAGGUCUUAUUCAACUAACACCAGGUGUUCAGCUUACCAAAUCCACUGAUGGUUUAGGACAACAAUAUAAUCUACCUCAAGAUGUUGUAAACUCAGGUGCAGAUCUUGUAGUAGUUGGUAGAGGAGUUACACAAAGUGAAAAUAAACUUAAAUCUAUUUUGGAAUACAAGAAAGUUUUAUGGGAAGCUUAUGAAAACAGAGUAAAACAGAAAAGUAAAACUGAGUAAAGUAAAAAAUUUACAUGCAAAUAAAAU
Messenger RNA from Phymastichus coffea, 1631 nucleotides. It is a transcript of the gene r-l, whose product is annotated as uridine 5'-monophosphate synthase. Gene Ontology annotation, molecular function: orotate phosphoribosyltransferase activity; orotidine-5'-phosphate decarboxylase activity. The transcript has 2 exons. Lineage: Eukaryota; Metazoa; Arthropoda; Insecta; Hymenoptera; Eulophidae. The record is from RefSeq and is a predicted model, not a curated record. Bases 180 to 1604 code for a protein of 474 amino acids. Gene Ontology annotation, biological process: 'de novo' pyrimidine nucleobase biosynthetic process; 'de novo' UMP biosynthetic process.